ACGCAGGGCGGCUUUGGGCCUGCGGGACGGGCUGUGCCUCUGCCCGCCAGCCUGGUUGCCCGGAGUCAGUUUGAAGCCCUUCAGGACUCGCACGGUUACGGGCCUCGGUUACGAAGGAAGGGACGUUCUCCUGUGGGGAUGAUUGUGGCUGCAAAACGGCAGCCACAGGGCUCGGUUGCCAUAAAGCAGAGAGCAUUUAGAUCAAGAGCUCGCAGAUGGGUCAGGGACUCUGGAGAGUUGCUAGGAACCAGCAAUUGCAACAGCAAGGAUACAGUGGACCAGGCUAUCUUACCAGAGAGCAUGGUAGGAGGGUAGCUGCUAAUGUUUCCAAUACAAGCCAUCGCAAACAAGCCCAAGGAGGCAUUGACAUCUACCACCUGUUGAAGACAAGAAAAUCUAAAGAACAAGAAGGAUUCAUUAACCUGGAAAUGCUGCCACCAGAGCUUAGUUUUACCAUUUUGUCAUACCUGAAUGCAACUGACCUCUGUCUAGCUUCAUGUGUCUGGCAGGAUCUUGCUAAUGAUGAGCUCCUCUGGCAAGGGUUGUGCAAAUCCACUUGGGGUCACUGUUCUAUAUACAAUAAGAAUCCGCCUCUAGGAUUUUCUUUUAGAAAAUUGUAUAUGCAGCUAGAUGAGGGAAGUCUCACCUUUAAUGCCAACCCUGAUGAGGGAGUCAACUACUUUAUGUCCAAAGGCAUAUUAGACGAUUCACCAAAAGAAAUAGCUAAGUUUAUCUUUUGCACGAGAACACUAAAUUGGAAGAAGCUGAGAAUCUACCUUGAUGAAAGGCGAGAUGUUUUGGAUGACCUUGUGACGCUGCACAACUUCAGAAAUCAGUUCUUGCCAAAUGCACUGAGAGAGUUCUUCAGACACAUUCAUGCUCCUGAGGAGCGUGGGGAGUACCUUGAAACUCUCAUAACGAAAUUCUCUCACAGAUUCUGUGCUUGUAAUCCUGAUUUGAUGAGAGAACUUGGCCUUAGUCCUGAUGCAGUUUAUGUACUGUGUUACUCUUUGAUUCUACUUUCAAUUGAUCUAACAAGCCCUCACGUGAAGAACAAAAUGUCAAAGAGGGAAUUCAUCCGAAAUACGCGACGAGCUGCACAGAAUAUUAGUGAAGAUUUUGUAGGGCACCUUUAUGACAACAUCUACCUUAUUGGCCAUGUGGCUGCCUAAAAGCACAAUUUGCUAGCACUUAAAAUUUGUAAUUUUCAAAUAUUACGUCAAUUCAAGACAUUAAUUAUUUUGUAGAGAUGGGGGUUAUUUUAGUGCUGGUCAUUCUAACCUCUGUAUGCAAUCAAAGUUUGUGUGUGUAAGUGUGUGUAUGUGUAAACUACCUUUUCUAUCUAUUUACUAUGGGAAUGGAAGGACUUGGUUUUCAUAAUUUUUUCAGUUUUGCACAAAACAAUACCAUUAGUCUGACACAGCCAUUUACGAAUGUUAAACUGACAUUACAGUCUAAGCUGACAAAGUGGUGAAUUUGUGCGUUAGAUCUGCUUGAAACUUCAUUCUUUUUAGGAUACUGUGUAAUGUGUAUAUAUUUAACUGAAGAGAUUUAUAAGCAUAAUUAUUUUAUUGUGAAAUAUUUUAACUAAAAUUUCUCCUCUUAUCUCUUAAAA
Messenger RNA from Pseudopipra pipra, 1615 nucleotides. It is a transcript of the gene FBXO8, whose product is annotated as F-box protein 8. Gene Ontology annotation, biological process: regulation of ARF protein signal transduction. Bases 216 to 1172 code for a protein of 318 amino acids. Lineage: Eukaryota; Metazoa; Chordata; Aves; Passeriformes; Pipridae. The transcript is spliced from 6 exons. The record is from RefSeq and is a predicted model, not a curated record. Gene Ontology annotation, molecular function: protein binding; guanyl-nucleotide exchange factor activity.